Messenger RNA from Lagenorhynchus albirostris (white-beaked dolphin), 1863 nucleotides. RefSeq names its product noggin (gene NOG). Gene Ontology annotation, biological process: osteoblast differentiation; dorsal/ventral pattern formation; negative regulation of cell differentiation. Lineage: Eukaryota; Metazoa; Chordata; Mammalia; Artiodactyla; Delphinidae. The coding region runs from base 478 to 1176 and encodes 232 amino acids. The record is from RefSeq and is a predicted model, not a curated record. The transcript has a single exon.
UCCGCCGGGCAGAGACGGCCGCGGAGCCCCGAGCAGGCGGAGGGAAGUGCCCCUAGGACCGGCUCGGCCCGCGGCGCUGCACAGAGCGGCCGGACGACGAGCAGCUAGAGGAGGAGGCGGGGAGAGCGGCCAGUCCACGCGCCCUGCGCCGCCGCCAGCCCGGGAAGGCAGCGAGCAGCCGGCGCCCCCAGCGCCCGCGGUUGCCCUGGAGUAAUUUCGGAUGCCCCGCCGCGGCCGCCUUCCCGAGUAGACCUGGGAGAGGAGUUGCGGCCAACUUGUGUGCGUUUUUUCCGCCCCGGUGGGAGCCGGCGCCGUGCGAAGGGCUCUGCCGGCGACUCAUGCUGCCGGCCCUGCGCCUGCCCAGCCUCGGGUGAGCCGCCUCCGGAGAGACGGGGGAGCGCGGCGGCGCCGCGGGCUCGGCGUGCUCUCCUCCGGGGACGCGGGACGAAGCAGCAGCCCCGGGCGCGCGCCGGAGGCAUGGAGCGCUGCCCCAGCCUGGGGGUCACCCUCUACGCCCUGGUGGUGGUCCUGGGGCUGCGGGCGGCACCGGCCGGCGGCCAGCACUAUCUCCACAUCCGCCCGGCUCCCAGCGACAACCUGCCCCUGGUGGACCUCAUCGAACACCCGGACCCUAUCUUUGACCCCAAAGAGAAGGAUCUGAACGAGACGCUGCUGCGCUCGCUGCUCGGGGGCCACUACGACCCGGGCUUCAUGGCCACCUCUCCCCCCGAGGACCGGCCCGGCGGGGGCGGGGUGGCGGCCGGGGGCGCCGAGGACCUGGCGGAGCUGGACCAGCUGCUGCGGCAGCGGCCGUCGGGGGCCAUGCCGAGCGAGAUCAAAGGGCUGGAGUUCUCCGAGGGCUUGGCCCCGGGCAAGAAGCAGCGCCUGAGCAAGAAGCUGCGGAGGAAGUUACAGAUGUGGCUGUGGUCGCAGACCUUUUGCCCGGUGCUGUACGCCUGGAACGACCUGGGCAGCCGCUUUUGGCCGCGCUACGUGAAGGUGGGCAGCUGCUUCAGCAAGCGCUCGUGCUCCGUGCCAGAGGGCAUGGUGUGCAAGCCGUCCAAGUCCGUGCACCUCACGGUGCUGCGGUGGCGCUGUCAGCGGCGCGGGGGCCAGCGCUGCGGCUGGAUUCCCAUCCAGUACCCCAUCAUUUCCGAGUGCAAGUGCUCAUGCUAGAACUCAGGGCCCCCUGCCCGCACCCGGACACUUGAUCGAUCCCCACCGACGCCCCCCGCACAGUCUCCAACCAGUUCCACCACCCUCUCGCGAGGGGAUUCAAUGAACUUUUUUUUUUUUUUCCGGCUACAGAGACCUAGCUUUCUGGUUCAUGUAAUGCACUGUUUAACUGUGUAGGAAUGUAUAUGUGUAUGUAUAUACGGUCCCAGUUUUAAUUUACUUAUUAAAAGGUCAGUAUUAUACGUUAAAAGUUACCGGCUUCUACUGUAUUUUUAAAAUUUUUUUAAGCAAAAGGAAAAAAAAAAGAACAGAGAAAAGAGAGACUUAUUCUGGUUGUUGCUAAUAAUGUUAACCUGCUAUUUAUAUUCCAGUGCCCUUCGCGUGGCGAAGCAGGGGGGAAAUGUUAUUUUUUCUUAAAGUACAAAGAGAGGGGAGAACUUUUGUAGAAGGACUUUUAAAAAGCUAUUUUCCAUUCUUCGGAAAGUGUUUUGGUUUUCCUUGGACCUCGAAGAAGCUAUAGAGUUCAAUGUUAUUUUACAGUUAUUGUAAAUAUAGAGAACAAAUGGAAUGACUAAUCAUUGUAAAUUAAGAGUAUCUGCUAUUUAUUCUUUAUAAUAUCCCGUGUAGUAAAUGAGAAAGAAGUGCAGAGCAGGAUUAAAGAAAACCACUAAAAUCGACUGCGCUCGA